Molecule: messenger RNA, 6074 nt
Organism: Dicentrarchus labrax (European seabass)
Lineage: Eukaryota; Metazoa; Chordata; Actinopteri; Moronidae
Gene: scaf4a
Product: SR-related CTD-associated factor 4a
Exons: 19
Coding region: 151-3510 (1119 amino acids)
Biological process (GO): negative regulation of termination of RNA polymerase II transcription, poly(A)-coupled
Cellular component (GO): nucleus
Molecular function (GO): RNA polymerase II C-terminal domain phosphoserine binding; RNA binding
Source: RefSeq, a predicted model, not a curated record
GCCGUGCCCGCCGACCCGAGAGCUACCGAUGCUAGGCUAACUGUCGUUAGCUCCCGGGAGCGGACAUGUUGUACCGACCCUUCCUUGAAUAAACAUCGCUGUAAGCGGGGAACCGGGAGUUAAAGGGAAGGCUCGAAGCGCUGGGCAAUCAUGGAUGCCGUCAACGCCUUUAACCACGAGUUAUUCUCGCUGAUGGACUCCAAGCCUCCAAUAUCUCGGGCAAAGAUGAUAUCGAUCACCAAAUCGGCCAUCAAAGCUAUGAAACUCUACAAACAUGUGGUCCAGAUUGUGGAAAAGUUUAUCAAAAAGUGUAAGCCUGAGUACAAGGUAGCAGGCCUAUAUGUGGUGGAUUCCAUUGUUAGGCAGUCCAGACACCAGUUUGGAGCAGACAAGGAUGUGUUUGGCCCAAGGUUCACCAAAAACAUUACAGGAACUUUUGAGAACCUCUGCCUUUGCCCAGUAGAGGACAGGAGUAAGAUCGUGCGGGUGUUGAACCUGUGGCAGAAGAAUGGGGUGUUCAAGAUAGAGGUUAUUCAGCCCCUCCUGGAUAUGGCAGCUGGCUCUAGCAGUGCGGCUGCACCGUACACAGGCACAGAUGAGCCAGGUUCUUCCCCACCUCCAGCCAAAGAGCCUGUUACUGCGGUAACGGCAAACUCCACCACGACACCUGCUGCUCAGCUGCAAAACUCUGAUGCCUUUGCAGCUGUGGCACAGCUCUUCCAGUCCUCACAGGGUCAGCAGCUUCAACAGAUGCUCCAGAACUUUCAGCAGCAGCCAGUGAAGCCCGACACCAACACUCAGCCUCCUGUCCAUAACGUGCAAACACAAGCCCAAAAUGUCACCACUGGCCUGGGCAUGGUCGCCCCACAACCUCCCUUGCCUACCCAAUCCACACAGCAGAAGACAGCCUUUGACAAGGUGGCUAAAUUGCUGGACCGUUUCGACUAUGAUGACGAACCAGAAGUUGGAGAAGAAACGAAGAAGGAUGAAAUCUCAUCACAGCCCUCCUUUAUGCAGCAGCCUCCAGCCUUCCUACAGCACAUGGAGCACUUUAAACCGCAGAUGAUUAACAUGUCGCAAGACCUCUCACAACAGGUUCCCCUCCCUCCUAAUGGCCAGCUCCAGGCCUAUGGUUUACCACCAGGACAAAGCUUCCCAGUUAUGAUGCCUCCUGUGGGCCAUGCUUUACCAGGGCAGCCUCUCCCUGGUUCUACUGGGCCUCCGGGCUUCCCGGGGGUAUACCCUCCCCACAAUGCCACCCAGCAACAACAGGAUUUGUCAAUGGACAUGGAGCGUUCAUCUAUGAGGGAUGGCAGACAUGGUCGGCGGUCAAACUCAGGCUCCAGGUCUCCGAAGCGGAGGAGGUCGCGGUCUAAUUCCCGUACACGACGUUCCAGGCACAGGCGAUCCCGCUCGCGCUCUAGAGACCGCCGUCAUCAUUCCCCACACUCUCGCUCGCAGGAGCGCAGGGAGAGAGAGAAAGAACGAGAGCGACGGCAGAAAGGUCUUCCUCCACCCAAGAGCGAGACACUAAGCAUUUGCAGUACAACUCUCUGGGUGGGCCAGUUGGACAAGAGAACACAACAGCAAGACGUCGCCUGUUUACUGGAGGAGUUUGGCCAGAUAGAGUCCAUCAAUAUGAUCCCUCCACGUGGCUGUGCCUACAUUGUAAUGAUACAUAGGCAAGAUGCCUUCAGAGCGCUACAGAAGCUUAGUAGAGGAACUCACAAAGUUAACCAAAAAGCCAUUAAGAUUGCUUGGGCUUUAAACAAGGGCAUAAAGGCUGAGUUCAAACAGUACUGGGAUGUGGAGCUUGGUGUCACCUACAUACCUUGGUCUAAAAUCAGAGAGGUUCAGUUGGAGGAGCUAAAAGAAGGAGGAAUACUGGAUGUAGACACCUUAUCACCUGAGUGGAGUGGAGUGAGAAACACUCUUGACCUCUCGGAAGAGCUCACGCACAACGGCCGUUCGGAGCCACAGCAGCUUGGGGAGACACAAGUAUUACCUGUGGCUGCUGCAGCUGCUCCUCUUGCACAGGUUCCUCCAGUGCAGCAGCCAAUGGUUGGUGUGGGUUCUCUCCAGCCUCCUGUCUUUCCUGGUCCCAUAGGCAUGCCUCCGCCUUCCUUCCCCCAGGCGUCCCCCCCUCCUCCUUUCAUCAGACCUGGCUUCAAUCCCAUGCAGAUGCCUCCAGGUUUUCCUCCUCCAGGUGCAAUGCCUCUCGGCCCCCCACCUCCUUCCAAAGGUGGAGUUGAAGACCCACCUCUGGACCCAGCAGGUCUGGGCAACAGGAAAAAUGAUGAGAUCCUGGAGGGACCCAACAUCUUCAACAACCAGAUGGGACCUAUAGGUAACCAGGUAGUCGGACCUCCAGGGACUCUCCCAGGUGGUCCUCCAGGAAACCUCCAACCCCCUUCUGGUGGUCUGCUUGGCGCACGACCCGGUAUAAUCCCACUUCAGCGUCCUCCAGUUCCCCCACCACCACACAUGCAGCGUUUCCCUCCGCCCCACGGGCCACGACCCCCUCAUCCCAACAUGCCACCCAUGCCCCCACAGAUGAUGCCCAGAGGGCCACACCCUCAAAUAAUACACCAUGACCCCGCUCCACCUAAAGGUGGCUUUGGGAUUCUCCCUCCUCACAAUAUGAGGGCUCCUUUUCCCCCACAUGGGCAUGGCCCUCCUCCUCAAGGUCCUCCCCCUCCUUUUAUCAGACCAGGGGGUCCUCGUGGCCUGGAAGCGCCAGAAGAAAUGGAAGGCAGACCAUUCAGGGGAGACAGGCCUGGAUUCAGGGACCGAGAGCCAGAGAGGGACAGAGACUGGGAUCGAGACAGGGAUAGAGAGAGGGACCGAGGUUUUGGAGGUGGAAGGCGUCCAUUUGGUGAUGGAGGGAGGGGUGGAGGUGGUGAUAGAAUGGAUGGCAGGGACAGGCUUUCAGGCUGGCAGGAAGACGGUGGUGAUCACCGGGGAGGAGGAUGGGAAAGAGAUCGAGACAGAGAUCGGGACAGAGACCGCGAUCGGGACAGAGACAGACGGGACUGGAGGGAGAGGCGAAGCAGCCUGGAUAGCGACAGGGAACGAGGGAGGGGUGAUGAUGGGGAAAAGGAGCGAGGGCGGGGGGAGGGAGGAGAGCGAGGAGAGCGUGAGAGAGGAAGGGGAGAAGGUGGGAGUCGAGAAAGAGGAAGGGGGACUGAAGGAAAAGAAGGGGACAGGCCAAGGCGGUCAGAACGGCGAGAGAGGACCACGCGGUGGGACAGAGAUGAUCGAUUGGCCGAACUGGAAAACAUGGACAGAUUUCAGACCUCUAACAGUACAGAGCAACCUUGUUUGACUCCUGUUGUCUCCGCGGAAACCAGUAAAGAACCAAGCAUGGAAACUUCUCAAAAGAAGGCAGAAUCAGAACUUUUAGACCCUCCCCCAGACGUAACUACUGCUGCAGAAGAGCCAAAGCCCUCUGAGCCCUUACCCUCAGCUCAAAGUGAGCCCACAGAAACAAAAGAGGAAGCAGCAUCGUAGACUGGCUCACUACUCCUGCAGCCACAGACUGUUGUGAACCACUGAAAGUUAAAAAAAAAAAAAAAAAAGGUGUUUUUUACUAUGAUAACCAGCCUCAACUGAACAACUAACUAGUCACAGUUUGUCAGUUGGUAAUUAACAGUUUCUGGGCAGUAACACAUUUCUUGAAAACAAACAUCUUCCACACAUAAAAAUGUUUUUUUUUUAAAGACUUUAUGGCUCGUGGUCACAUUUGGCUUUGCAUUUGUCUAAACACUUACCACUUGAAAAUCAGUUCGGAAAAAUGGCUGUAGUUAAAUGUUGGCUAUCAACUCUGGUUGUUCUCCUUCCUGUACGUUGUAAGAAUGAAUGAGUGUUUGCAUGUAAACUAAGCUCUGUCCAUCUGAGGUUAAUUGGAGCUUAGCUCUUUUAUGUUUUACUCAAGUUGGUUUGCAGUCGGUGGAAAAACAUGAUUUUUAUGACACAAAUUUAUUUUUACGUCAUGGCCUCAUCUGUGUGAUAGCAGGCACUCCUCAACAAGGUAAAUAUGGUGAUUUUAAAACAUAUAUUUUCUAAUUUGCCAAAAGUUCUUGUCAAACACUGAAUAAUAGAGGCGCAAUUUAAUUUUCUUUAUUGUUUUCAUUUCAUCUUGUGUUUAAUUUUGUAUCCUCAUUGCAAUCACAGCCAGUAAGGCUCAGCUUUGAAAGGACUAUGGUUGCCUUAAAAGCCAAUCAAGUUACUUGUAUGUGUUUAAAUGGAGAAGAGCACGUGAUUUAUAAAUUAGUUAAAAUAUCCAUGAGAAUUAGGCCUGGUACUCGCUCACACAAUUUGUUGAGUUCUCCUUUUCAUUAUGUCCUCACGUUUCACACUUUGAACCAUAUUUUAUUUCAGGCAAAACAAAAAUGAGCAUUGUCUUCAUUCUACCAGACACUUGGUGUAGUAACUUGUGAAUUUGUGACAUUCACAUUUACUGGCCAAUACCUGAUGUCCUUUAAAAAAAUCCACUCUCAAUACAUGGUUUUAUUUCAGUUUUAAAAAGUAUAUAUUCCACUAAUACUGAGACAUAGGACUGAUUAGAAGCUGAGCUUGUUCUCACAAGAGUCUAACUUGAUAGUCACAUUUUACUGAUAACAAAAGUCCUCUCAUUCUGAUAUUCUUUAGGAAAUCAAGAAUGCUUCACAUUCUUUGAUCAUACUGUAUCAGUUGUCACUUUAUAGAAAAGCUGUUAUGGAAAUUGGUUAAUUCUCUGUGUGUGCAUCAUAAUCAUGUUGCUUGGUUACUGACUCAAACCAUUGUAGGGGCUCAAAACCAAGGACCUAAACUUUACCAGUGGCAUAAUUUAAUUUGUUUUGCUGAGCAGACAUUGUAAACGAUGAGCCAAGAGGCAUUUUAUAUAAGACAUUUCAACAUAACAUGCAUAACAGUUAACGAAAGAAAAGGAACACCCAGGUGUAUUGUGGUAUAUGUCCCUUGGAAUAUUUAGGACAUAAAGAGAUUUGACGAUAUUAUAUAAGUUCGUUUUGUUUCAAAAGUUUGAGCAAUCUAGAUGGAGAUAUUGGUAUGCAAAAACAUAGAGGAUUAUAUUCAUUUGCAAAGAAAUUGACCCAGAUGAGCAACAGCUGUUCAAAAACUGCUGAGAAGACGAGACGUUUUUCACUAGCAAAGUGGAUUUUCAUCUUUGUUUCCGUCUAUUUUUCAGAACUUUAACAUCUACAUCAUUAAAGUUAUGUGGAAUUACAUUCCAUUGGAAAUUCCAGUAUGUGUAUACUUAGUUUUUUUUCUGCUGUCUAAAUUUCACACUGUUGCCUAAAUGUGUAUAUUUUUAUUUUUCAGUUAAAGAAAUGAAAUAGAACCUUUUGUAGAUCCAACAGAGAAAUAUUCAAAACAGGUUUAUUUUAGUGCCAGCUUGGAUUUUUGAGCAUUUUGUAUAAACACAGUUUAGCAAGCAGACUUGAUAAGUUUUAUGCUAAUGGUGGUAUUUUCUUUUUGCUGUGUGUAUGGAAGGAAUGUCUUGGACCACACAAAAGAGCUUUUUCAAUUGCCUCUUGUACGUCAGUCAAACUUGGGAUUUUAAUUCAUUUUGGCCACAUGAAAAUGCAAAAUGUAACCCUAUAGCUGAAUAAUUUUUUUUUGUCUUUGAUCAUUUCAGCUUUCAAAGUUUCACUGAGGACGUACUUUAUCUGAGUUGUUAACAUUGUUAAUGUUUGAAGCCCAGAUUCUGCAAGCCCAACUGUUCAAUGAUUCUUCAAUCUUGAUUUUAACACAGAGAGACAGCGCGGGCAGAACUAAAGUGAUGAAAUGAAGAGUGUUGCUUGGGACACACUGCUGUAAAUAUGCUUGUAUCACUGACGAUUCAAAGGUGUAAUGGUAAUUGUUGUUUAUGAUCUGUGAUUCGUUUAUCUGAGAAAACCAAUUGACUUGGAAGGAAUAACAGAGGCCCUUUGCUUUAACGUUUUUUAACUCCUGAUGGUUUGAAAGUUGACAGAUGUUUCUAUGAUUUGUUAAAAAUACAAAAGACAUGGACAUAAAAUCUUCAAUAUUUCAGCCAUAGGAAAUUGUUUUUAAUAAACUAUUUUUGUACCAAA